GAAGUUUGCAUGCACAUUUUUGGCUUUUUAGAAUGCCUCGACAUCGAGCUCCAUGCUUCUCUACUCCUGGCUGCGCGUAGUCUGUCGGGAAAACUGCGAUUUGGGGGGUCGGACGGAAGAUCGAGGUGGAGCCGCGCAUUCUUAGCCACUGCUCCGCCUCUUGAAACUGCGAGGAAAGUGUUGCGAAGAGGUAAGGGAAACUGCGAAAUUGUGAAUUCCUUAGCGCUGUCCCUUUGAACUCGAUCCUUGCUCGCGAACAAACCUGACGCAGCUUUGGAAAAUCUUGUCGGAAACGCGUUCGGUGUCGCGUCUUUGAACGCCGACCACCUGAAAGAGCGCCGUCUUCCUAUUGGCUGCGUGGUCUGCGUGGACGCGGUGCUGUUCCACGUCGUUUCUUCGUGACUCGUGGCUGUCGUGCGGGGUUUGGGGAAUUCGGCGAAUCGACGCGAACGGAGUAGCUCGACUGCUUUCUUGACUUCCGGUAGCCAAAAAGUGGCGAAAAGCGUUUCCGAUCUUCGUGGUUUGAGCAAGUUGUACAGUUGCUGACUCUGCUCCGUUUUUGCGCCCUCCAACCCCACGGCGUUUCCCCCCGAAAAUGGAAGAGCAGUCUCAACUCUGGUGAGACAUGCUUCAGGAAGAACGCGGCAUUUGCUGGGGUAUUUACCAACGUUUUUUCCUACAAGUUCUUGUCACUGAUUUCGAUUUUUUGACGUGAAUGACAUGACCGAGCUCCGCGAGCCCGCCUAAGUUCGCUUCUGCGUCUCUCCGCGGGGCUGCAUUUUAUUAACAUCUUGUUUUGUGACUAGCAUCCGUUAUCGUCGCUUUUUCGGCCUGAUUCGUUUCCACGUCGCUGUUUCCCCGCGCUUUUACUCUAGGUCAGAGACCCGAGCGGCUCUUUUCCGGAAUGCGCGAUUGUCGUCGGGUAUGUCUUGCGCAGCUCGAUUUUUUCCUUGACACCGCGAAAGUCCAAGGUACUGUCGUCGUUGGCGUUCAUUUUUCUCGGACAUUUGAGUCCUCAUUCCGCUCGCGCGCUCAGUCUGUUCCCGCCGCGUGUUUGGCUGGGGGUUGCGCAGAACUCGAGCCCACGUUGUCUUACCAUUUCUCAAAUACACCAUGUGUCCGCCGUCUGCCGCAAAGCCCGUCGCUUCGUACUGUGACUCAGGCGCAGGCGCUCCUUCCAGUGAUGCUGCGCUGACCUUGCCGGCCGACGCGCAUGCUGGGAAACUGUCCUCUGGCGAGAGCCGCGAGAAGGAAACGGGGGAGGCCGCGUUUCUUUGCGCUGGAGUUUCCGCUAAACCCUCGCUGCCUCCGAGCAUGUUGUCCGGUCUGUCCCCCGAGAUGGCUUCCUCCCUGCGGACGUCGCGAGCCUCGUCCAGCACCGACCAGGACACGGAAAUGUGUGUCGAAGUAGAGCGCGACGUUUCGACAGAGCCGGAGAGGACUGGAGUCUCAUGUGAAACGCUCGUGACUUCUACCCCGGUGGUCACCACCGGCGGUGAGGAGGGGGAAAGUGAGGGCGAGAGCGACGACUUUAGCACCUGCGUCGCGGAAGAUCGCGACUUCACCCGUGUAGACGAUGGCACGUCUGCACAGGAGAGCGCGGAUUCGAGAGGCGCAGACAGUGCAUGCGUAAAGAGCGAGUGGGCUUUCUUCGAAGCCCACUCGAGUUGGCGUGUGAGUGUCGUCCAGGACGCGAAUGAUUUAGAGAACGCGUCGAACGAGGACACGGAGGCGGCCUCCCAAUGUCGUCUGCCUGCAGUGUCGAGGCCGAAGGACAAGACGGGGGAGAACGACUUCGACGACGAGGAGACUUCUCGCGAUCUCUCGAUUCUUCAGGAGAAUGAGUCGACCUGCUGCCAAGAGGCUACGGACGACGCAAACGAAGAGACGCCGCGAGGCUGUGCGCUCUGUCGGGGAGAGUCGGACUGUAUCGGGGACAGUUGCUGUGGCUUCGUGCGCUCGCGGGAUGAACGGGAGGAAGGCCCGACAGAAAGUUCCCUCGAUGUCACGAAUCUCUCGCGUCUACAGACGGAAGAGAACGAGGACGCUCCCUCGUCUGUGCCGGAAACGCCGAGAGGCUGUCCGGUGUGCAGAGUCGACGUGGACUUUGGGGGCGGACUCGAGGAGAACUCCUGUUGCUGGCAAGCCAGAGACGCGGAAGCCGUCGAACUGCAUGCAGCGGACAAGCAAAUGGGGAAGCUGUUCACUUCUCUCGAGUAUCUGCGCCACCAGGAGCAGAGCUGCGGAUCUCUUGAGUCCGACACGUACGAAAGCGAAGACGAGGAGAGUUCCUACCCCUCGCCUCGGUGCUUCCCCAGCUUGCCGGAGGAGUCUUUCUCUCGGCAAGAAACUGUUUUCAUCUUCGACUGGGAUGACACGCUUCUGCCGAGCUCCUGGAUCAGUCAGAAGGGCCUGACGCUCGAGAGUGCAGAGUCCGAAGUCUGUCUGUGGCGAAUGAAGCUCGCGCAAACAGCCAUGUGGGCGGAACAGACGCUCUUCACCGCCAGAAGUCUAGGUCAAGUUAUCAUCGUCACCAACGCAGAGAGUGGAUGGAUCGAUCUAUCCUGCAGCAAAUUCCUCCCGGAACUACGCGAGAUGCUCAACUGCUUCCCCAUUGUCUCAGCCAGAAGCAUGUACGAAAGCGCAUGGUGCAAUACGCCCUUCAUGUGGAAGGAGGCGGCCUUCAUGCACGAACUCCAGCGUCACUUCCGGAUGGAGAGCAAACGCUGGAACGUCAUCUCCGUUGGGGACAGCACUCACGAACGCGAAGCUCUGUUGACCGUUUGCAGUCGCCUGCGCAAGAUGUACCACGUCACCACAAAAUCGCUUAAGCUGCUCGAGUCGCCAGCGGUGGAGGAACUCCACAGUCAACACGAGCUCAUGUCCAAGUGCCUCGCUGCUGUCGCUCGACACAAGGGGAACUUGGAUCUGUGCAUAACGAAUGCCGCAGAACCGGAGAUUGAUCCCGCAGCUGUAAAGCUUCCGCCGGCCCUUCAGGGACGCGCUGUUGGUGUUCAUCGCAUUCGCCAUCAUCCCUUGUCCCAGGAACUGCUUGGUCGCGCCUAGAGGUGCUUGCGUUUUUCGCGUGAAGGAAGCGCCUAGCCAAAUCGCGAAAUGGUGUUUCCUCGAAGUCCCGCUUCGCUGAAUCGCAGAUACGGUCGGUAGGAACGUAGAGUGAAGAGGCCAUCAUAUAUGCGUGCACACAGGUAAAUGUGUGGACCUUGAACAUGUUAAUUUUUGGUAAACAUGCACAGAAAGUGCAUUUCUGUCCACGUCUCCAGGAGCGUUGACUCUCCCUGAACGAACUACGGCUUCAGUGAAGUGAAGGGGAUCCUGACCCCGCCUUUGGUCGUUCUUCACAUAUAGAAACGGUAGUUCUCUGCACUAUUUCAACUCAAAAAGACAGCACGAGUGCCGUACCCCACCGAAAGAGGUUCGCCUGCGAAGAGAAAACAAAUUCUGUAGAUUUGAAAAGAUGGCCUCUUGUCUAUGUGUUUUCCGCUAUUUUACUCUAUAGAUAAAAAGGGGGAAGAUAGACCGCUGUGGCAUUUUUGCUUGAGGAACUCUCGCUUCGAUGUGGCCCGUUUUUGAGUAUCUUGGAGAGAAAGGAGGGGUUUGAGGGAUCGUUUUGCUGCACACUUCUCUUGCCUGUUGAUGUGGCCGUUAUUUCGAGUCGUCGACGCUUCAAGUGGCAGAGUAUGUAGUAUGUUCAUAUGCCACUUUCAAACACAUAGAUGGUUCGAGUUUUUUGGUGUCGAGUGAAGAGUCUACAAAGGGGAAAAGGUCCUACGGCGUACAACAAAAGUGUUCCGAAGUGGUGCCGUUUUGACUGACAAGCUGUUGUUGGUGGGGCACUAUAUAUCGUGUACAGUUAACGCGCUUUUUGUCGGGCGCGAUUUUUUUCAGUUCAUUUAAGCGCGACUUGAACUUCGCUGCUAUCGUUAGUGUCUCUAUAAGGAUCUUGUAUCAAGGACAAA
This is a messenger RNA of Toxoplasma gondii ME49, 3977 nucleotides long. RefSeq lists its product as hypothetical. The transcript is spliced from 4 exons. The coding region runs from base 1114 to 3066 and encodes 650 amino acids. The record is from RefSeq and is a predicted model, not a curated record. Lineage: Eukaryota; Apicomplexa; Conoidasida; Eucoccidiorida; Sarcocystidae.